This is a messenger RNA of Emiliania huxleyi CCMP1516, 669 nucleotides long. RefSeq lists its product as hypothetical. The record is from RefSeq and is a predicted model, not a curated record. Lineage: Eukaryota; Haptophyta; Isochrysidales; Noelaerhabdaceae. The transcript has a single exon. Gene Ontology annotation, cellular component: perinuclear region of cytoplasm; nucleus; cytosol. Gene Ontology annotation, biological process: activation of GTPase activity; nucleocytoplasmic transport. Bases 1 to 669 code for a protein of 222 amino acids. Gene Ontology annotation, molecular function: GTPase activator activity; small GTPase binding.
AUGGGCGUGGAGGGCGGCCAGGCCCUGGCCAAUGCUCUCUCGUGCGGCGCCUUGGCGAGGCUUGAGAAGCUCUUGCUGGACUUCAACCGCCUUGGCGACGUCGGGGUUGCAGCAAUUUCCAAUGCCGUCGGCGACGGCGGCGGGCUGGCGAGGCUCAGGGCGCUCUCGCUUCGCAGCAUCCAGGUCGGCGAUGCAGGCGCAUCGGCCCUCGCCGGCGUAAUCGCAAAGGGUGCGAUGGUUAGCCUGACCGACCUCGAUCUCUCUUACAACCUCAUCGGGGACCAGGGAGCCACGGCAAUAGCGCAGUCGACGGUUGGGCGGCCACCAUCGGUGGGGUGGCCUGGGCCGCGGGGGGGCCGCCUGCUUGUAGGGGCGCCGGCGGGUGGGCCGCUGUCGAAGCUGAAGACGCUGUGGUUGGGGAGCAACCAGAUUGGCGACGAGGGGCUGAGGGCGCUCUGCACGGUGCUGACGAACGGAUCCCUCGAGGGCUGCCAGCGGGUGCCGAUUUGGGGCAACCCGGCGAGCGAACAAAUGCAGGAGAAGCUGCGGGGCCUCGUCGCAAGCAGGAGCCGGAGGCGGCCCAUGGGGGUCACCGUGUGGACGCCAGCCGGGACGGGGAAUCGCCGCGCUCACCACAGGCACGCUGCCGGGGGCGCUUCUCAAAGAUGA